UUCCUGCCAGGCCAAGAUUUCACUUUCGUUUCUCUGCCAGCUCCUCAUAAGAAACUGCUUCAUGCAGACUGAGCCUUGUUUGGUGAGUGAAUUCUGAUCAUGAUGGCCCCUGCUUUUCUUCACCGCUGAAACCAAGAGUCUUCUCUGGAAGCUGAAGGUUCACUUCAUGGAUGAUUGGUGAAGUGGACAGAUUUCUAGAGCUAAACUUAUCUCCAUGCAGCUUUCAUCAUGCCCCUCUCCCCGACUCUUUAGAGCAAGUGCAUUAGGGAUGCAGCAGUGAAUAACAACAAGUGCCUAAUCUACAUUUUCGGAGGAGGAUACUUCAAGAAAGGUAUCGUAUAUUAUGCAGUGAUAAUAAGAAAAAGAUGGUAAGUGCACAAAAAGUGAUGUAUUGAUGCUUGUGCUGUAGAUGAGUUAAUCACAGAAGGCUCUUCAAAGGAGAGGCCAUGUAAGGAGGGAGUCAGAUGAAGCAUAACAGGAAGUCAUGCAAAUAUCAAGGGAAAGAUCAUUGUAGGGUAAAAGAAAAGCAAACUGCAAAAGCCCUGAGGCCUUAGUGGCUUUCCCAGGCCAUUAAAUUCCAUUUGUUCUUUCUUGUUCUUCAGUAUUUCAGUCUUAAUCAGUCUUUAAUGUCUGCCUGAUUGAAAUCUUUUUUAUCUAUGCCAGUCUUACAUAUCUCUCUUUAAUCUGCCUAACCAUCCCAGAAUCCUUAAGCAAGAAGAGCUCCAGAAGUUUGGACAGGAGGAAGCCAGGGAGCAGCUGCUAUGGCUUUAAAUACUGUGGUGAACCUACAGGAAGACUUAUCCUGUCCCAUCUGCCGGGAGCUUUUAACAGAACCCCUAAGUCUAGGCUGUGGUCACAGCUUCUGCCAGACUUGCAUCGCUGACAACAAGGAGACAGAUACCAGCCUAGGAGGGGACAGCAGCUGUCCUGUGUGUGGUACCCACUACUCGCUUGGAAACCUAUGGCCUAAUCAGCAUCUGGCCAACAUAGUGAAGAGACUCAGAACGGUCAAGUUGAGCCCAGAGGAGGGGCAGAAGAUAGGUCUCUGUGUGCACCAUAAAGAGAAACUCCUACUCUUCUGUAAGGAAGAUAGAAAAGUCAUUUGUCGACUUUGUGUACGAUCUCAGGAGCACCACGGUCACCACACAUUCCUCAUGGAAGAGGCAGUCAAGGAAAGUCAGGAGAUGCUCCAGGCAGCUCUGAUGAGGCUGCGGAAGGAGCAGCAGAAGGCUGAGAAGUUGGAAGCUGACAUCAGAGAAGAGAGAACUUCCUGGAAGUAUCAGAUUCAGACUGAGCGACAAAGGAUACAAACAGAGUUUAAUCAGCUUAGAAGCAUCCUGGACAGUGAGGAGCAAAGAGAACUGCAGAAAUUGGAGGAAGAGGAGAAGAAGACCCUGGAUAGCUUGGCUAUGGCUGAGGCUGAGCUGGUUCAGCAGGGCCAGGUGCUGAAGGAGCUCAUCUCAGAUCUGGAGCGCCGCAGUGAAUGGUCAACUGUGGAGCUGCUGCAGGUGAGGAGGGCCAUCCAACCUUGGAGUAAGAUCUGGACACUGAAGAAGCCAAAAAUGGUUUCCAAGAAACUGAAGAAUGUAUUCCGGGUUCCAGAUCUGCGUGGAAUGCUGCACAUGUUUAAAGAGCUAACACGCGUCCAGUGCCACUGGGUGGACAUCACAUUGAAUCCCCUCAACCUAAAUUUGAAUCUUGUCCUUUCAGAAGAUCAGAGACAAGUACUAUCUGUGCCAAUAUGGCCUUUUAAGAAUUAUAAUUAUGGUGUCUUGGGCUCCCAAUAUUUCUCAUCAGGGAAACACUACUGGGAAAUAGAUGUAUCCAAGAAGACUGCCUGGAUCCUAGGGGUAUACUGUAGAAUACAUUCCUGUAAUAUAAAGUUUGCUGUUCAGGGAAGCACGAAUUGUGAAAAUGCUUACUCCAUAUACAGACCUCAACUUGGCUACUGGGUUAUAGGGUUAAAGGACAAAUUUAGGUAUGAAGCCUUUGAGGACUCUUCCACUGCUCAUCCUGACUCAAGAGUCUUGACUCUUUCCAUGACUGUUCCUCCCCGUCAUGUUGGUGUUUUUCUAGACUAUGAAGCAGGCACUGUCUCAUUUUUCAAUGUCACAAACCAUGGGUCACUCAUCUAUAAGUUCUCUAAAUGCAACUUUUCUCGGAAUGCCUAUCCAUAUUUCAAUCCUUGGGACUGUCCGGCUCCCAUGACACUGUGCCCUCCAAGUUCCUGAAACUUCUGUUCCCUUUCCCACUUCUGAUAGUGACACUUGCCUUGGAUUUCAUCUUCUAUACCUGAGCCCAUCUGUGCCAUUCACACCAUCUCUUCCUUCCAGCCUCCCAUCUCUACUUUAGAACUUGUGCUCCUCUUUGGGAUGCAGAAUGAAUCUGCUUUGAGUUAGCAGACAUGCUUAUUUACCCAUCGACUCUCUUUUGUAUUCUCAAAGAGAGACCUCUAAUCCCUUCUAAAGACAAAACAGUAAUGGUAUAACAUCUUUGCCCUCAUAAUCCUCCAUAUAUUUCUUUUUUGAUCACCAACAUAAAGAAACAUGGCAAAGCCUGUCUGCCACCAUCUAUGAUAUCCAGGACAAUCUACAAUCACUCCCCACCCACUACCAUCAACUAUUUGAGUGAAUGUCUGUUGCCCAGGACACACUCAGUUUAUCAAAGGGUCAUGGAAAGGAAAACACAGCAAUAUCUGUAUACAGAAUAACAAUUUUAUGUUCAGAGUGUUGGAGUUCUAAUCCUGUCUUGACUUUUACAAGGUGUGUAAUGAUGAAAAAAUUCCAAGCUUCUUUUUCCUUAAAUACAAACUAGGGUUUAAAACUGUGCCUUAACUUUUAAGAUCAUUGUGUAAAACUAAAUGUCACUGUAAAACAACUAUUUAAGUGUCCUGCAUAAUUUAAUAAAGAUUUGCUCUAUGAUUACUGAAAAG
Odocoileus virginianus texanus is the source of this 2932-nucleotide messenger RNA. Lineage: Eukaryota; Metazoa; Chordata; Mammalia; Artiodactyla; Cervidae. The record is from RefSeq and is a predicted model, not a curated record.